Gossypium raimondii (Peruvian cotton) is the source of this 1021-nucleotide messenger RNA. RefSeq lists its product as uncharacterized. The transcript has 6 exons. Lineage: Eukaryota; Viridiplantae; Streptophyta; Magnoliopsida; Malvales; Malvaceae. Bases 4 to 723 code for a protein of 239 amino acids. The record is from RefSeq and is a predicted model, not a curated record.
CAAAUGUCCGCCCAUCAGUCAAAAUCAAGUUUCUCGGAAAAAUCGACGCCAAUGGCCUUCAGAGACACCGUGAAAAGGGCGGAGCAGCUGGUGGAGACGUCGAUGAAAGGGAACGACGCCUCCCAUGAUGCCUCGCACGUGUGGAGGGUCAGAGACCUUGCCCUCUCCCUCGCACGAGAGGAAGGCCUCUCCUCCAACCCUGACUCCAUGGAAAUCGUGGAGCUAGCUGCACUUCUUCAUGAUGUAGGUGAUUACAAAUACUUGAGGGAUCCGUCUGAGGAGAAGCUAGUUGAGAAUUUUCUAGAGGAAGAAGGCAUAGCUGAGAGCAAAAAGAUGAAAAUAUUAAGCAUCAUAAAGGGAAUGGGUUUUAAAGAUGAACUUACUGGUGUGGGAAACCAGGAAUUUCCCCCUGAAUUUGGGGUUGUGCAAGAUGCUGAUCGUCUCGAUGCAAUUGGUGCCAUAGGAAUCGCUCGCUGCUUUACAUUUGGUGGAAACAGAAACAGAGUGCUUCACGAUCCUGCUAUCCAGCCACGAUUGGACUUAUCCAAGGAACAUUACAUGAAGAAAGAGGAGCAGACUACUGUGAACCAUUUCCAUGAGAAGCUUCUUAAGUUAAAGGAUUUGAUGAAAACUAAGGCUGGGCUAAGGAGGGCCGAGAAAAGGCAUAAGGUCAUGGAGGAAUUCCUUAAACAGUUUUACGCAGAGUGGGAUGGGAAGGCCUGAAAUGAGGUGAUUUUCCUUCACCUAGAUAUAUACUAAGCAAUCACCUUACAAACUCUGGUUCUGAUAAUGAAACAAUGUUUUGUUGGGAAUAAUUUCAAUUUUCAAAUGGAGAUACUGUUGAGGACAUGUUGUUGGCUAAGUUACUUCUGCGUACUAUUUCCGUAUUUUCUACGAUCUAUACCUGGACUAAGAUUUGUGUUACUAUGUCUAUUAUGACAAGUCUCAUGUUUCUAUAGAAUAUGUAUCAUAACUCUGCACUGUGCUUUGUUAUGAUUAAGAUUUAAGUUGGAUUACAGCA